Molecule: messenger RNA, 1528 nt
Organism: Punica granatum (pomegranate)
Lineage: Eukaryota; Viridiplantae; Streptophyta; Magnoliopsida; Myrtales; Lythraceae
Source: RefSeq, a predicted model, not a curated record
CAUUUUCAAAAGAAGCAGAAAAGGUGUGGAAGUAAUAAAAUCUACAAAAAGAAGGGUAAAAGAGCAAUUAGGAGAAAAGCUGUCACCCCUUCCCUUCCCUCCUCUGUUUUAAAAACCCACCAGAAACUCUCUGGAACCCAAAACACAUCAUAAAGCUGGCAGUUUUACAAUACUAGGAAGUAAGCUGAACUCCAUGAAAGGAAGAGAGACCACCAAGUCAGCCCCUUCAGCAGAUCUUCUACUAUGCUUCCCUUCUCGGGCGAACUUCACAUUGAGGCCCAAGCCUAUCUGUGGCCCCGGGAUGCCGCUAGACACUGGAAACUGCAGGCGGUCGGAACAGCGUCCACACCUCAAGAGAUCGGUUACCCGGGGUGGCCAGGCGAGCCCUCUACUGUGGGCCAAGCCCAAGCAGAUGGGCUCUGAGAUCUCCGAACCCACCUCCCCGAAGGUGACCUGCUCAGGGCAGAUCAAGGUUCGGCCCAGAACCCGGCCUUGCAAGAGCUGGCAAUCCGUGAUGGAAGAGAUCGAGAAAAUCCACCACAGCAGUAGGAAGCACAAGAGGAGGUCGACUUGGUUCGAUUCCCUUGGCGUCUUCAAGAAGGAUGUCGUGCAGUUCCUGACGUGUUUGAGGAGCAUAAGGUUUGAUCUGCAGUGCUUCGGGACUUCUCCCGUAUCGGAGGUCGAGACAGAUGAUGAAGACGAAGAUGGAAGGUACGAAGAAGGUGUCGUCGAGGCAAAUUUCGACGAGAGCACUUCGAGAACGAUAUUCUCGAAAUGGUUCAUGGUUCUACAAGAGAAUCAAAACUGUGAGUUCUACAGUAAAGAUGGAACGGAUGGAGGAAAGUCUUGUGAUGAUGCCCCAAUCGUUCCUCCUCCAAAUGCGCUCCUGCUAAUGCGGUGUCGGUCAGCUCCUGUGAAGAGAUUGUCAGCUUCAGGAGAAAACGGAGGAGGAGAAAGAGAUCGUGACAACAACGAAGAUCAAAAUUCAUCAGAUGGGGCAGUAACAGAAGAGAGAACGAGGAAGUUGGGAUUUCUAAUGAAUCAGGAGAGGAUGAGGGAGGAAGAUGAAGAGAGAAAGAGGAGGGAAGCGGGCAUUUUGGUAGAUUCAUCUGAUGAUAUCGGAACAGGAAGAGGGGUUGUAUCCCGGAGGAGAGAUCCAUUCUCGAGGAGUAGAAGUUGGAAGAGGUGACUGUGAGAUUGACCGAAUUCCAGUACAUUUACUGCUGCAAGUUAAUUUCUCGAAUGUUUGUUGCAAGAGUGAUUUGUCAGGUCAAGUAAGGGAGUCGACUGGAUAUCUUCUACUGCUACAACCGGUUUUCCGGGUUGCUAAUCCUUAGUUUAUUCUGCCAUGGUUUGUAAGAUUAAUACAUCUAUGUACAGCUCUGUUACUUUCCUUCGGAUGGAAAAGAUAUUGCUGCCACCCAUCAGUUUUGAUUGUUGGGUGAGGGCAUUCCCUAUGCACUGUUAGGCCUUCCCUAAGAUUGAAGACUUCAAAUAUAUCAACAUUUUGAAUUUGUUCCCUCUUAAA